This is a messenger RNA of Penaeus monodon (black tiger shrimp), 6520 nucleotides long. Its product is annotated as myosin-2 heavy chain-like. Lineage: Eukaryota; Metazoa; Arthropoda; Malacostraca; Decapoda; Penaeidae. Gene Ontology annotation, molecular function: small GTPase binding. The record is from RefSeq and is a predicted model, not a curated record. Gene Ontology annotation, cellular component: Golgi apparatus. Gene Ontology annotation, biological process: Golgi vesicle transport.
CCGAAUUUAACCCGCGGCCAUAACAAAGAUCUUUUCAGCAUUGAUGAAGAUAGUCAAGAAGGCUCACCGAGCAAAUCAGGGUUCCAGCUAGUUGACCUAAGUGAUACAGACACCAUAACCCCAGCUGAUCCUGGAGGGGGUGCUGGGGUCAGAGGCCAAGGAGUAGCUGGAGUGACCUUUGACCCCUCCAUAUCCGUUUCCAAUAGCCCGGCUCACAGAACAAGAAGAGACUCUGUGGGAUCAUGUGUCAGUGAUGCUAGUAGCCUUUUCCCAAUUUAUGAAGUCCCAGGGGUUUCAUUCACCAUGCCACAGAGUGACUUAGAAUCCUCCAGUGAGUGGGAGGAUGGAGGGAGUGCAGCAGUAGACCGUCUCAGUAAAGACACAGUGUACCAGGCUUAUCUGAAGAUGAGACAGCGCUACCACAAGUACAAGGGCCGGUACUCUGAUUUGGCCCGAGCCUACAAAGAGAAGGAGAAAGAAUCAGACAAACUACGAGACAUAUUAACUAAAACUCAGGAUAAAGCUCUGCGAAAAGUGAGCGAACUAAAAGAACAGUGUACACUAGAACAACAAGCUAAGGCUCACCUUGAGCAAGAGCUAAGGAGUGACCUAGAGGAGAAAGACCAUAAAAUCAUGGCUCUUCAGACCAAGGUGAGUGGACUACGGGAACAGUGCAUCCUUCAGCAACAGGCCAAAGCCCACCUGGAAGAAGAACUAAACGCAGACCUUGAGGAACGAGAACUCAAGAUAGCUGCACUCCUGACCAAGGUAAAGAUCCUCCAGGAGGGUGUUGUAGCAGGGGAUAUUGGCAGUACAGAUGCACACAGCCAAACCUCAAAUGACAAUCACUCGUCUGGCAGCCAGCGGGAUGAGCGUCAAGUCAAGAGCCAAGAUGAUUCUGAUAAUGUUUCAGCUGGUGACAACUCUUCUGGAGUGGAGAGUGUGUCAACAGCCGAGAGUGCUUCCAUGACAGAUAACAACUCCAUGGCAGAUAAUGUUUCUGUGGCAUCUCAUGGUUCAGCCUCCACAGCAGUUACUGCAAAUGCUGAAGCUGAUGAACUGAUAGAAAAACUAAAAGCCACAGUGGAAGAGGGAGAGAGAGAAGAAACAAGUGAUGUCGCCAAGCACAAAUCCUUGCUGGCUAGGUGUAUGGACAACAUCCGUGGAAAUAAGGAACGAAUUGUCAUCUUGACCCAAGAGAGAGAUAUUGCCACCAGCCAACUCCAGGACAAGAUUAAGCAAUUGGACAUCAUGAAGGAAGAGCAUCAGAAGGAAUUGGAUUCCUUACGUUCAAGUAUGGAAUCCUCUGCCUUGAGUAUGGCAGAGACCAAGAAACAGUUGUUUGAAGAGUUACAGGCCAAGGAAGCAGAGACAGAGAGGAGUAAACAAGCUGUGGCUACCUUGGAAAAGCAGAUUGAAGAAAGGGAGUCCAAAUGGCAGGAAGAACUUCACAACAAACAGCAGGAGAUACAGGAAAAGGAGUUGACACUUCAGGAACUUCAGAACAGUGAAAGAGCUGAUGAAGGUAAAGAGCAGGACAGUGACACUGUUGUAGCAUCCAUUAAACAAGAGGUAGAAACAAAGAUCAAGGAAUUAGAAUCAAGAACCAUAGAACUAAAGGAAUCAAGAACUGCCUUAGAAACUCAGUUAAAUGAAAUUGGCCAAGUUAAACUGCAGUUAGAGGAAAAAGUACAGCAGUUAAUGAAAGAGAAAGGAGAGCUUGAAAAUAUUGUUUCUUGCUUGAGCAGUGAUAAAGCAGAGACAGGACUAACGCUAACUGCUCUGAAGAGCCAGAAAAAGGAACUGGAGGAAAAUGUGUCUGUGUUGCAAAGUUCUAAAUUUGAAAUGGAGGGUAAGAUUACUGAUUUAGAAAGGUGUAAAAUUGAUAUGGAAGAAAGAAUUAACUCUCUUGAGAAUUGUAAAACAAACCUAGAAUCCAAACUCGCUUUGUCUGAAAACUCAAGGGAAGAACAGGAAGGCAAGGUAUUUACCAUUCAGAAUUAUAAUACAGAACUAGAAGGUAGAAUAUCCAGUUUAGAAAGUUUGAAGAUGGAAUUAGAGGGGAAGAUUAGUGGCUUACAGAGUGCUAAUGAUCAUUUAGGAGAACAGAUGGGGGAACUAACUGAUAAUAAAAAGGUUCUAGAAGCCCAGUUAAAGGAGGUGACCAUGAAAGAACAAGACCUCCAAAUGCAGGUUGAAAACUUGCAAAAAGUACAAUCAGAUUGUACAGAUAGUGCUUCAGCUGCCUCUCAGGAGGUAAUGAAGCUAAAAGAAACCAAUGAGAAGCUGGAGGCUAUGCUUUGUGACAUUCAGAAAGAAAACAAGGACCUCAAAGUUGUUUCAGAAGCAUUAAAAGUGGAGAAGGAGGUCCUAACUGAAAAGGUAAGUGAGCAACUGAAAACCAUUGAGGAGACCUUACUAAAACUUGAUGAUCUGCAAGCAAGAUUAAAUAUAAGUGAAGAGAAAAAUAACAAGCUUGUUGAGGAAAUUAAGAGCACAUGCAAUGAAAAGAUGUCUGUUCAAAACCAGCUUGAGGAACUAGAGAAAGAAGGUGAACUGCAGAAGCAGGCUCAUAAUAAAGAAAUUGGGGAUUUGAAGGAAGAGAAGGAAAAUAUCAUGAGUGACUUGCAGCAGACCAAAUUGGAAAAAGAGGAAACUAACCAGAAACUCUUGGUUCUUGAGAGUGAAAAUAAAGAUUUGAAAAACGAGAAGGAUCAGCUAAAUAAUGAACUAAAGGAAUCCAAGGAAAGUAUGGACAACAUCAGCAAGCAAGCUUUUGGUGAGCUUUGUACUUUAACAGAAAAGAUGGACAAGCUCAACAGAGAUUGGUCCAUUCAGAUGGAGGAAAAGAACAAAAUAAAUGAAGACCUUAGUAAGAAGGUUUCUGAACUGGAAGAAAGCUUGAAAGUGAAAUCGGAUGAAUACAAGGAACGAGUGGAAAAGCUGAAUGAGGAACUGAAGACAUAUGGCAAUUUAAAUCAGAUGAAUGAAGAUAUGAAAAAUGAACUUCAGCUGAAAGAAGAUGAAAAUAAAGGGCUUGCUUGUAGAAUAAAGAAUUUAGAAAAGAACUUGGAAGAUAAGGAAACAGAGUGCCACAGCUUACGGGUUAAUGUCCAGAAAAGAAAUGAAGAACUUAUUAGCCGUGUAGCAGAACUGGAGUCUGACGUUAAUAGCCGGGAGGUAGAGCUCACAGCUGCAGGUGAGGAGAAGAACAAGUUGAAUGCUUUGCUAGAGAAAGCCAAAGUUGCAAUGGGGAAGAUGCGCACGGAGCUGACGGCCUUACGGCAAGAAGAAAUAAAGGUGAAAGAAGAAGCAGCUGCUGCAAAGAAGAAUGCAGAGACACUUGAGGAAGAAGUGAGAAAGUUGAGAGAAGAAAAUAUAAAUAAAGAAGAAGAGUACCAUAGAGCUAAAGAAGAUGUUCAGAAGGCCUCUGUUACAGCUGAGGGGGAAGUUUCAAAGUUAAGAGAAAGUCUUGGAAAACUGAAAGAAAGUUAUCAGAAACAUAGUAGAGAGCAGAAUCUUAAAAUUAGUGAAAUGGAAAAAAUCAACCAGAGUCUAGAAACUAAGAAUAGUGAUCUAUUGAAAACUAUAAGUGAUUUACAGGCUUCUAUAAAACAGAAGGAUGAGAAAAUUGAGAAAUUGUUGAGUGAAAAGAAGACACUGCUUAGUGAGCUUGAGAAAAGGGUUGAAGAUUUACAGAAUGAAUUAAAGUCUAAAGAGGAGUCAUUGAAGAAAGUUGUAACUGAUUUUGAGGCUAAGACAGAACAGCUGGAGGAACAGAUGCACAAUAAUGAAGAGUCUCUGAAGGUGAAGAUAGAGAGCAGUUUACAGGAGAAACAUGAUUUGGAGACGAAGCUAUCAGAACAAGUUCACGCCACAAUGUCAGCAGAGGAAAGACUUGUCAGGCAGAUGGAGGAAUCUGAAAGAAAAAUGGAAGAAUUACAGAAGACCUUCUCCAAAAAGAGCAAAGAUAUGGAGUAUUCUUGGGAGCAAAGGCUAAGGUGGCACGAAAUUGCUGAUUCUCUUAGUGCCAACACACGUUAUAUUGCUUUAUACAAUAUGAUGAAAAUCUCAUGUGAACUUGAGAACCUCCAAAAACAGCAUGAAGAAAAUUUGGCUAGUGCUGCCAUGGAGCUGAACGACUCCCACCAGUCUCAGUUGGAGGUGGCUAGCAGCAGCUACCAGCGUGCCAUCGCCAACAGGGAUGCCACCAUUGCUGCUUUGAAGGACGAGGCUGACCAACUGAAACUAGAGCAUCAGGAGGCACUGGAAGCUUGGCAGAAAAAGUGUGAGGAUUUACAGAGUCAGCUGGCUGACAGUGAGCUCCAGUUCAAGUGUCAGGCAGCUGACAGUAUUGAGACUUGGAUGGUAGACGAGAGUGAAAGGAUUACGGUUAUUGAAGCGACUAUGGAAGAAACUACUUCGAAACUUGCGGCGUCAGAAGCUAAGUGUGCGGAGCUGGAGGAAAGGCUCCAGCAGACCACGGCCUCCUGUGAGACCCUCACGCAGAAAAUAGAUGAGCUCACUGCCGAAAAUGACACCCUUACCCAACGAGUGGAAGACAUGGAGAAAGAGAAGGAGGGCACGGCCAAGACUAUAGCAAUGUUGGAAUUUAACAAUGAGCAUAACAAAGACAAGGUCCGAAACAUGGAACUUUCCAACAGUGACCUGCAGGAAACUAUAGCAUCCCUCAUGAAAGAGAAAGAGGAGCUAACAAGGCAGCUAAGAGAAGAUGCCUCUGGAGUGAUAGACCAAUACAUUAAAGAGAAAGAUGAAUUAGAGGAGAGAUUAACAAAGGAAAAGGAAGAACAACUGGAGAAGUAUGUUAAAGAGGACAAAGCCCUUAGAGAGCAGCUGGAAGGCCUCAUGGAGAUUAGACUUAGUUAUGAGAAACAGAUUAAGCAAAUAGAGGAGAACAAUGCAGCGAUGCACAGAAAGAUAGGUGGUGUACAGACAGAGAGGGAUGCUGCCCUUGCAGAGGCUGCCCACACCAAAUCCCAAAAAGUUGAUCUGGAGAAGAAAUUUGAUGAUCUCAGUAAGAUUAAGAGCACCAUGGAAGAAGAAAUUGUUACACUUAAGGGGACCAUUUCCAACCUGGAAGAGAAAUUGUCAUCACAAGAAAACCAGGUGCAGACUCUUAAUGAGACCAUCAACACACUGAACAACAACAUCCUCAACCUUCAGAAGCAAGUGGAAGGACUCAACGAAACGAAUGGCAAACUUGCUCGGGAUCUGGAGUCCGAGAGCAGGACACGAAUCGAAACACAGGACCAGCUAACUAAGAUGACCACAGCAAACAUGCAGCUUGAAGAAACGGUUAAGGUAGACAAAGAAUCACUAGGCAAGUUAGAAUCUGAAAGGAAAGAGCUUCAGUCUAGAGUUGAAGCCUCAACAGACCAUAGCAAAAUGCCAGAAAAAUUUAGUGAAUUGCAAUCACGAAUAACUGAACUAGAAUCCGAAAAUAAGACACUCUUGGAGAAAUUGGAUAAUUCCAAAACAGUCAGUAGUACCUCUCAAGAAGAAAGUGUAACCAACAAUGUUAUGGAAAAAGCAACAGAAAAUAACAAGGAUGACCAAUCAAAAGAACUGCAAAGUUUAAAAUCAUCUUUGCAAGCCAAGGAAGAAGAAUUAGCAAAGGUCAAACAAAACUUGAGAGAAGUAAAGGAAAAGUUAACGCUAGCAGAGGUUGUGAGUGGAGAGGUUGAAGACCAGAGGCAGAGAGUGCGAGAAGUAGAGUCCAAGAUGGCUGUGAUGGAGGAGCAGCACCGACAGCAAAUCAAAACGAUAGCUCUUGAGGCUGAGAGACAAGUUGCUGUGAAGGAACAAGAGUGCCAACAGACAAUUACUUCUGCAUACGACCAACAAGACAAUGAAACAAAUUCCCUUGUUCGUCAGCAUCGUGAAGCCAUACGAGAAGCUCAGGAAGAGGCCCGGGAGAAGGCAUCAGCCCUUGACUCUGUUGUCCAUGAGUACCAAGGCAAACUCAAGGAGAAAGAUGAGGAACUGUGCAAGUUUGUUCAACAGUAUGAGGAUCAGCUUGCAGACCUCACAACUCAUCAUGAGGCUCACAUCAAAGAGGUUGAAGCUACCUGGAAGUCUAGAGCUGAGAAAAUGGUUAGGCAGCGUGAGAUGCAGCUACAGGAGGAAAUGGAUGGAUUGUCGCAGGAGUGGAACAAGGAACGCAGAAGUCCUGCACCUGAACCUACAGAAGACAGCCAGGAACUUGAAAGACUAACCCAAGUGGCUGCAGCAGCCUUUAGAAGUGGCACUGAUUCUGUUGAACUUCUCAAGAAGCAAGUGGCUGCUCAACGGAAAGAACUUGAAGAAGUCAAGCUGAACCAUGGCAAAGAGAUUGGGGAGCUUAAGGCACUAUUGGAACUUAAAAGGAGAACGAGAGGAGGAGGGUGGAAGUGGAGGAGGAGGUGGAGGGGUCAGAGUUGGUGUAGCCCUUGAGGAAGCAGCAGAGUUUGAGUACCUUAAGAAUAUCUUGUACCAGUAUAUGCUUGGAAAGGAAACUCGG